This is a messenger RNA of Gastrolobium bilobum, 498 nucleotides long. Its product is annotated as protein SENESCENCE-ASSOCIATED GENE 21, mitochondrial-like. NCBI's taxonomy places the organism in Eukaryota, Viridiplantae, Streptophyta, Magnoliopsida, Fabales, Fabaceae. The transcript is spliced from 2 exons. The record is from RefSeq and is a predicted model, not a curated record. The coding region runs from base 85 to 360 and encodes 91 amino acids.
AAACCAACCCUUCAUCCCUUAAAUCUCUACACUCUCUUAAACUCACUCUUUAUAAUUUCUCCAUCUUUUAUUUUCUUCAACAACAUGGCUAACGUUCCAGUCAACCCUAUUCUCCUUCUUCGGAAGCGGUCUUGUGCGGUUGUAGCGGAAAGUUUAAGGUUGCAGACGGCGGCAACAACGGUGGUGAAGUCGAAUGAGAGUGAGUCAGCAUCAGCCAAUGCUUCUUCAGCUUCAAAAAAAGAUGAAAUCUUUUGGAUGAGAGAUCCUAAGACUGGAAACUGGAUGCCAGAGAAUCGCUUUGGUGAGGUUGAUUCUGCGGACCUGAGGGAGAAGUUUUUGCCAAAGAAACAAAACCUUUGAAACAUCUUAGGAUAUAUGUGGAAACGUGUUUGGUCAAAAGAAGCUAGAGAACCUUGCUUUAGGUAGGAAUACAAUAAUCUCGUUUCAGAACCCUUGAUCAAACAGAUAUAUUUUAUGGGACAGAAUAUUUUACUCUUU